Molecule: messenger RNA, 753 nt
Organism: Sciurus carolinensis (gray squirrel)
Lineage: Eukaryota; Metazoa; Chordata; Mammalia; Rodentia; Sciuridae
Exons: 1
Coding region: 1-753 (250 amino acids)
Source: RefSeq, a predicted model, not a curated record
AUGGAAGACUCAUUCUCCAGCAGCAACUGCACUGACAAAGAAGACUGCAUUUCUGAAUCCAAAUCAAACCUGAGCCUCUCUGUAGGUUAUUUCCCCUGGGAGGACAGCAUUGCCUGGAAGGACACUAAUACCUCUGAAGACAGGACUUCUGAGGGUUCUUCCUGCCACUUCCUUCCUGCUGCCCAAGAGUCAUGGGCGAUUAAAACUGGAAGGAUGCCCAUCAGGAGCGAAAAACAAAUUCAGGACGACCAAGAGCAGCUUUGUGAACUACCCAUCACCUGGGUCUUGGAUGCCUAUCUGGGCUCUGAACAUGAAGACUCAUGUCUAGCUACUUUGAAUCUAAAUGGAGACAACCAGAGAAUGGACAAGUUCCCACAGGAGAUGACAAAUCAGAUUCUCUGGGAACUGGAUGAUCUAAUGAAAAAUCUUAAGGCAUUUCUAGACAAUCAGAAAGAUGACAAAGACAAUGACCCUGUGUUCUCUGAUUCUCCUCUGGAUGAGGAUCUUCAGCUGUCCAGCACUGUCCCUUCCCAUGUGUAUCAAGUCAGUGAUAAAAACCAUGAAGCUUGUUAUGCCUUGCCCAAGUGUAAACCACCAGAAAUUGAAGACAUCAGUCAGUUUCUAGAAAUGUCACCCUGGCUAGAAGAAGAUGAACUUGCUGAGGUGAGCACAAAGCUGCCUCAGUGCAGAGAAAGGGAUAGGCCCAGUGGGGGUGCCAGGUUGGACAGCAUGGAGUCUAACUACCUUCUGUGA